This is a messenger RNA of Darwinula stevensoni, 1501 nucleotides long. Lineage: Eukaryota; Metazoa; Arthropoda; Ostracoda; Podocopida; Darwinulidae. The record is from the annotation of a GenBank genome assembly.
GGAAGCCAUCUCAAAAAGUCGUUCUCAAAAAACACCUUCCUUUUUUUACAUUCGCAUAAAAUAUCAACACAUGGCAAAAGUAAAAGUGGGUUUGGUGCAAAUGACUUGCGUGAAAGAUGUAGCGCAAAAUAUGGCGCGUGCUAUUCAAGGCAUUCGCGAUGCAGCAAAAGAUGGAGCACAAAUUAUUUGUUUGCAAGAACUCUUUACAUCCCUUUAUUUUUGUGAUGUUGAAGAUCACGAGAACUUCAAAUUAGCGGAAAGUAUUCCCGGUACAUCAACUGAAAUAUUGUCACCAAUUGCCAAAGAAUUAGGUGUGGUGAUUAUUGCAUCUUUAUUCGAAAAGCGAACAGAAGGUUUAUACCAUAACACAACAGCUGUAAUUGAUGCCGAUGGCGCCUAUUUAGGAAAGUAUAGAAAAAUGCAUAUUCCAGAUGAUCCGGCAUUUUACGAGAAGUUUUAUUUCACACCUGGCGAUUUGGGGUAUAAAGUUUUCCAAACCAAAUUUGCCAAAAUUGGCGUGUUGAUUUGUUGGGAUCAAUGGUAUCCGGAAGGCGCAAGAAUUACGGCUUUGAUGGGUGCUGAGAUUUUGUUUUUCCCAACUGCCAUUGGUUGGGCUACUUCGCAAGAUGAGGCAACAAACGAAGAACAAUACAAUGCAUGGCAAACCAUUCAACGCUCGCAUGCAGUAGCUAAUGGCGUACAUGUAGUGAGUGUAAAUCGCGUUGGUUUUGAACAAGAUGGUGCCAUGAAAUUCUGGGGUGGAAGUUUCGUCAGUAAUCCUUUUGGAAAGUUAUUGUAUUUGGCUUCGCAUGAUAAAGAAGAAACACGAGUGGUGGAGCUCGAUUUGAAACAAACUGAUUACUAUCGCACGCAUUGGCCGUUCUUACGCGAUAGAAGAAUUGAUAGGUUACACUUCCCCGCUGAAUUCGCACCGCAAGAAGCGAUGUGGUUAUCUUGGCCACAUAAAGAAGCAUCUUGGCCUGGGAAAAUUGAUUCCAUUUAUCCGGUGUAUGCAAAGUUUAUUGGUUUGAUUGCUGUGGCACAAAAAGUGCGCAUUAAUGUGGCUGAUGAAGUUAUGAAAGCUUUUGCAGAAAAGCAUUUGUUGGCCGUGAAUGGAAACUUAAACAAUGUUGAGUUUUAUUUCAACCCCACGAAUGACGCAUGGUGUAGAGAUCAUGGUCCUGCAUUUGUAGUGAACUAUGCUGAAAAGAAAAAGAGCAUUGUGGAUUGGGGUUAUAACGCUUGGGGCGGAAAGUAUCCUCCUUUUGAUUUAGACGAUGUGGUGCCAACACGCAUUGCAAAAGAAUUCGGAUUAGAUGUAUUUCAUCCCGGAAUUGUGAUGGAAGGUGGAAGUGUGGAGUUUAAUGGCAAAGGCACAUUGCUUACCACAACAGCUUGUUUGUUGAAUAAGAAUCGCAAUCCACAUUUAUCGCAAAAUCAGAUAGAGCAAUAUUUGGUAGAUUACUAUGGUGUAGAGCAUUUCUUAUGGUUGGGUGAUGGC